AUGGCGAUUGAAAACUCCGUGGUCGUUCCCGCCUACCAUGAAAAACUGAAUAUCAAGCCGCUCACCACUAGGCUCUUUGCUGCGCUUGGAAACCAGGGCUCUAAGACCACAGAACUGAUUUUCGUGGAUGACAACUCCAAGGAUGGCUCUGUAGAAGAGGUGGAGGCUUUGCAAAAACAAGGCUACAACGUCAAAAUCAUUGUGAGAACCGACGAAAGAGGUCUCUCAUCUGCUGUGUUGAAGGGAUUCCGUGAUGCGCAGGGAGAAUACUUGAUCUGUAUGGAUGCAGACCUACAGCACCCUCCAGAGAGCGUGCCCCAGUUGUUCGACGUGUUGAGAAAGCAUGCCUUCGUUCUGGGCACCAGGUACGCUCCAGGUGUGGGAAUUGACAAGGACUGGCCCUUGUACCGCCGUGUGAUCUCAUCUGGCGCUCGUAUGAUGGCCAGACCUUUAACCACGGCCUCGGACCCAAUGAGCGGAUUUUUCGGUCUCCAGAAAAAGUAUUUGCUCGACACCGAUGCCAAAGACAUCAACGCCCAGGGUUUCAAGAUUGCCUUGGAUUUGUUGGUGAAGUUGCCUUUGCCCCAGAAAAAGGCCAUUGGCGAGGUGCCAUUCUCGUUCGGUGUGAGAACCGAAGGUGAGUCCAAGCUUUCCGGGAAAGUGAUCGUGCAGUAUCUGCAACAGCUACAGGAGUUGUACGUUUACAAGUUCGGCGCGAACAACUUGGUUCUGUUCCUCAUUGUCUGGAUGAUCUUGGCUGUGUACGCUUUUUACCAGCUGCUGGCACUAUUUCACUAG
Messenger RNA from Lachancea meyersii CBS 8951, 798 nucleotides. Lineage: Eukaryota; Fungi; Ascomycota; Saccharomycetes; Saccharomycetales; Saccharomycetaceae. The record is from the annotation of a GenBank genome assembly.